AUGGUGUUGCCGGCUUGUGAGUACUGUGGCAAGCGGAUGUGCACAUCACAUCUCCUUCCAGAGGUGCAUGGGUGUGGCGAUGCUGCAAAGAAUGCCUCGCAGCGUCAGGCAACUGCAGAUGCAGCUGAAGUGCGACGUCAGCGGAAGCAUAUCGGUUCGGAUGAUGCAAAGGCGCGAUUGGAUCGCCGAAGAGAAGAGUUAGCUGCGCAGCGGCAAAAGAAAGGCCCAAAGAAGAAGCAGUGA
Molecule: messenger RNA, 243 nt
Organism: Trypanosoma grayi
Lineage: Eukaryota; Euglenozoa; Kinetoplastea; Trypanosomatida; Trypanosomatidae
Exons: 1
Coding region: 1-243 (80 amino acids)
Molecular function (GO): zinc ion binding
Source: RefSeq, a predicted model, not a curated record